Messenger RNA from Pyricularia oryzae 70-15, 666 nucleotides. RefSeq lists its product as uncharacterized. NCBI's taxonomy places the organism in Eukaryota, Fungi, Ascomycota, Sordariomycetes, Magnaporthales, Pyriculariaceae. Gene Ontology annotation, molecular function: acyltransferase activity, transferring groups other than amino-acyl groups. Bases 1 to 666 code for a protein of 221 amino acids. The transcript has 2 exons. The record is from RefSeq and is a predicted model, not a curated record.
AUGUUUGAGAUACUGGAACCCUGCAAAGGUGAUUGCCAACACAUGGCAGAGAUUCACUUCAAGGCGAUGCAUUCAAACCCACUAUUGCACGCUCAGUUUCCAACGGAGGAAAGUAUCCGUCACCUUGAAACCUUCUUGGGGAGACAUUAUGAAGUUGUAAGAAGUUUGGCAGCCUACCGAGCUCUGAUAGCCAAACACAUCACGUAUGGCUGCGUUGCCGGUUUCGCGUGUUGGGAAACAGACAUCAGUGACGGGGAACAGGAGCAUGGCAAGGCCGAAGACAGCGAUCUCAGGUACUCUAAAGGCUGUCGAAAGGAGUAUUUGGAGCAGUACGCGGCACUCGCGGCGAACGCCGAGAAGGAGGUAAUGCGUGGAGAGCCUUGCUACCACCUCUCGUUUGUCUGUGUCCACCCUGACUACCAGGGGCAAGGAGCCGGCACGUUGUUGGCCGAGGCGGUUUUGUCUCGCGCCCAAGCUCGCAGUGUUCCCGUCUACCUCGAAAGCACCCCCGAGGCUGUUCGAAUAUAUGAACGCCUGGGCUUCGUGGCUGUCGGUGGAUUCGAAAUGGAGAUUCCCCGGAGCGGUGCUAACACACCUACGGAGAAGUAUCGAGAGGUUUGUAUGUUGUGGCGGCCCAGUCCUCAAAUAUCCUCAGAUGCCCAGUGA